AUGGAGUUUGGCAAAAAACGAUCACUCCUCCUCCACCUAGCCUGGAUACCUCAGGCACUAUACAAGCUUUGCACUCUGAGCCACACUUCCCGAUCCACCGCUAGAGCGCGAAAAAUUCGGUUACGCGUCCGGUCGAAGACUGUUGUUCCGAAAUUGUUAAAAGCAAUUUUAAAAACGCUAUCUUCGCCUUCUGCCGAGAUACUGUUGGUACGCAAGCCGAGUAGGUGGGGCAAGAAGGAUUUGAUCCGCUUGUGCCUGGGAAUAGAGUCAGAGACUCCUGGACGACGCCGAGUCACCAGGAAGGGGGAGCUAGCUUUGAGUUCACUUAGUUCGCGAUUUGAUUUACCGACCGCCCAAACCUGGUUCACUGAUUCUGCACCUUCCCUCCCAACAGCUCUUACCAAAUUUAACGUUGUCCAUUCUCAAGCCGUUAAACAGCAUAGUGUGGGCAGAGCAAGGGGUGGCAUCCCCAUUGGCAUCAACGAGGCUUUCAACUAUACAUUAUUGGAUAUUUCUCCCUGGUGGAUUUGCAUCAAGAUUCAACUAGAUAACAUCAGUCUCGGUCUCUGCACUGUUUAUUUCUCCCCUGCCCAGGAUCUAUAUUACCACCUGAGCCUUCUACAAUACAUGCUAAAUGACGUCCAAGAAAACCAUCAUUUGGAUUUGUUGAUUCUAGGAGGAGAUUUUAAUGCACGAGUUGGCCUGGGCAAUGACUUCCCAAGCAUCAUGACUGAAGGCAGUACCCUACUGCCUGACAGAACUUCAUUAGACACAACUGUGAACUCCAGAGGCACCCAACUGCUGGAUUUUGCUGAUAUAAAUGGCUUUGUCUUACUAAAUGGUAGGACACAUGGUGACAUUCCUGCUAAAUAUACGUUCUGCUCCGCCAAAGGAAAAUCAGUGAUAGAUCAAGUUUGGGUGAAUCUUGCGGGGAUCAACUUCAUCAGCCAACUCCGGGUACUGGACAUCCCUUCACAAUCAGACCACUCCCCUAUCUCUCUACAAUUAUCCCUCCCCUCUCUUUUCCUCCCACCUCGCACCUCACUGUCUCAUAUCUCAACUGGAACCAAGGUCAAAUGGCUUAUUGACAAGAAAGACACAUUCAACAAUGCUAUGCGAUGGUCACAGAAAAUCAGCAUAGAUUUUGACAAGGAGGAUAUUGAUUUUAUUAAUAGAAAUCUAAUCGAGGCCAUUCUUGAUGCUGCAGAAACUACUGGACUCGUGAAAACUUACAAUAGACAUACCCGUUCGUCUGAACACAAAUCUUGUUUUGAUAAAGACUGCUUGAUAGCUAAGAAGAGACUGAGGGCAGUUCUCAGGAUCGCCAAAGCGGCCUCGUUCGACCUCUCCUCACUUUCUGAAUAUAUCUCUGCUAAAAAAGAUUACAAAGACAUCUUAAAAAAUAAAACCAAGAAUUACCAAGACCUGAUAAUAAAAGAGUUUGCAGACGUUAAAAACACAACCCAAUUCUGGCGCACGUAUAACAGCUAUCGCAGAAAAAACGCCUAUACCCUGCCACUGCCAGUUGACACUUGGAACAAAGUCUACGAGGGUAUUUACCCCCCAAGAAUAGUAGAUAACUCUUUGUACUUUGGUGUUUUGGACCCGGUAUUAGACACAGCAAUCACCUUUGAAGAAAUAACCUGCAGCAUCUCUCAUCUCAAAAAUUGCAAGGCCUCUGGACUGGACUCUAUUCCUGGGGAACUUUACAAGAACCUACCAUGUAACUGGCUUCUCUACGUACAGACUCUUUUCAAUAAAAUCCUGGACAAGGAGAUCGUCCCCAAAGAUUGGGCGCAUGUCGCAUUGGUCAUGCUCCAUAAAAAGGGUGAUCAACAUGACCCCUCAAAUUACAGAAGCUUGGCAAUGAUCAACCUUAUUACUAAGAUCUUCACCAUGAUCAUCAAAUAA
Molecule: messenger RNA, 1911 nt
Organism: Cotesia congregata
Lineage: Eukaryota; Metazoa; Arthropoda; Insecta; Hymenoptera; Braconidae
Source: the annotation of a GenBank genome assembly